Molecule: messenger RNA, 675 nt
Organism: Cinclus cinclus
Lineage: Eukaryota; Metazoa; Chordata; Aves; Passeriformes; Cinclidae
Gene: TAGLN3
Product: transgelin 3
Exons: 4
Coding region: 1-600 (199 amino acids)
Molecular function (GO): protein binding
Source: RefSeq, a predicted model, not a curated record
AUGGCUAACAGAGGACCAAGCUAUGGCUUAAGCCGAGAAGUACAGGAAAAGAUUGAACAGAAAUACGACCCAGAAUUAGAGUCUAGGCUGGUGAACUGGAUUAUUGUGCAGUGUGGAGAACAGAUAGAGCACCCUCCUCCUGGAAGGCAACAUUUUCAGACCUGGUUGAUGGAUGGAACGCUGUUAUGCAAGUUAAUAAACAGUUUGCAUCCAAAGGGAAAUGAGCCUAUUGCAAAGAUCUCUGAAUCAAAAAUGGCUUUCAAGCAGAUGGAACAAAUUUCUCAGUUCUUAAAAGCUGCUGAAAUCUACGGAGUAAGAACAACAGAUAUUUUCCAGACAGUGGAUUUAUGGGAAGGGAAGGACAUGGCAGCAGUGCAGAGAACCUUAAUGGCUUUGGGCAGUUUGGCAGUCACCAAGGAUGAUGGCUGCUACAAAGGAGAUCCCUCCUGGUUCCACAGGAAAGCACAGCAGAAUCGACGAGGAUUUUCAGAAGAGCAGCUUCGGCAGGGACAGAAUGUAAUAGGCCUUCAGAUGGGCAGCAACAAAGGAGCAUCACAGUCGGGUAUGACAGGCUAUGGGAUGCCAAGGCAGAUUAUCUAAAAGCAUCUCUGCCUGUGGAGAAAACACUCUUUCUGCAGCAUGGCCUGUCAAGGAAAAAAAAAAAAAAAAAUUAAA